Messenger RNA from Cyprinus carpio (common carp), 2366 nucleotides. RefSeq lists its product as uncharacterized. The record is from RefSeq and is a predicted model, not a curated record. Gene Ontology annotation, molecular function: protein binding. Lineage: Eukaryota; Metazoa; Chordata; Actinopteri; Cypriniformes; Cyprinidae.
AUGAGGACGACAGGUGAGAUUCCACCCUGGAGACUGGAACAACCUGUUUUCAUGUUUCGUAACAGGGGAGGGGCUUAAGUCACAAAUAUACCUUUAGAUCAGUAAAGAGGUCUGGACUUGUUUGAUAUAUCGUCAGUGUAAAGCUGCAGAUAGUUGUUGUCUCAUUCUGUGUACUGUAUAAUGUUAAGACAGAUAAAUGUUUGUUUUUUUAUUCUGCUUUUUAAAAUUGCUUGGAGGCAUUGCUUGACAUACCAUCAAGACUUUCUCGGUAGUGAAAAAGUGACAGUUUGAUAGCAUUUGUGUUGUGGUAUGUAAAAUGGAUCUCCUUUCUUCGGGACUGUUGUUUUAUUUUUAGAAACAGAUAUGACUCCAGCGUGGCGCAAUUAAGGAUAAACUUCAAGCCUUUUUAAAGGUUUGACAUGAUUUAAUGACACUAUGAUCCACUUCCUAGCCUGCAUUUUCACAUUGCUCCAGAUAUGUCUGACGCCAUCCCUAGCAAUUCUUGCUCCUCCAAAGAACCUGACUGUGGGAUUAUUGGAUUUUAAGGCUACAGUGGAAUGGCUCCCUGGGAAAGGAAAUCCUCCUGACAGCAGAUAUAUCUUGGAGUUUAUAACGGCACAAAAAAUCUCUGGAGGAAAGUGGAAUCGCUCUCCACACUGCACUAACAUAAAAAUACUGAAAUGUGAACUGACCUUCAAUAUGCAUCCUGAGCUUCACUGGAAUUAUUUUGUGAGGGUCAAGACAACAUUUAAAAAGACGAGCUCCAACUGGACAACUACAUCAAAUUCUUUCCAGCCAUAUGGAGACACACACCUGAGUUCUCCAGAUGUAAAAAUCUCAACUGAACAAAAGUCCAUUAAAAUUGAUUUUAGUCAUUGGCUGGAAUUAAAACCAGAGAUUAAACCACUGGAAUACCUGCUAUACCUUUUUGAGAACAGUCCUGCAGGGGAAUCAAAGUUUAUAGCACUGAUAUCAACCUCGGAAUCACCCUACAUUUUCCAUGAUGUGCCAUCUGGCAAGAACUACUGUGUCAGUGUUUCUGCCAGUCAUCUACAAGUCUUGAACUUCAACACCACCAAAUGUAUAUUACUAUUAGAUUCUACUACAAGCUUUAUGCUAAUGGUGUGCAUUGUGGCCAUACUGAUUCUUUUUACAACUGGGAUGUUUUUGUCUUUUGGUUGUUUUUACUACAUGAGGCAUAAAAACAAGAAACUCCACAUUCCACAACCUUUGAUUAUUUUUCCAGAAUAUAAAUGGCUCCUAAAACUAAUCCCUGAGGAAUACCAGCCAAUUACAGUGACCUCGCCAAAAACAGUAACAAACCAUUUUUCUUCAGAGGAAGAGGAAGAGGAAGACUCCAAGGAUGGCUCUCUGUUCUAUCAACCAACAUGCAUCGCCAAUGUUAUCCCACCAGAGCAAGCAGUGGAGGCUGAUACAUCAAAUCAGUGUUAUAAGUACACACUAACUAAUGAUACGGAGGAAAGUGAAAAAAAUGAAAAUGUAAUAUCUGAAAAGAAUGAGGAAAAUAUGCAUCCAGGUAGUGAAUCUGAAUCUAGAUCUUCCUGUGCUUGUACUUUAAACCAUUUGAGAUCAUCCAAAAUACUUCAAACUGUUAUAAUGAACACGUUUGUAAACUUAGAGACGAUUAGAUGUUAUGCAGAAGGAACUCUUUCCUGUUCUUCUGGCAAUGGCUGUGAAAGAGAUGCACCUGCUGAGGAGGAGGAGGAGGAGGAGGAGGAGGAGGAGGAUGGCUUCUUCUUACCUGAUUUCUCCUCAGACAGUGGCUAUGAACCAAGAUAAAAGUAUUUAUGAGCUUCCAAAUCUCUACUAUCUAAACUAUGAAGGAUCUUAAACAGGAUCUACAUAUCCUGAACCUACUUCGAAAGGUGGAGUCUGCAACCAAAUUAAAGCAAAAAGUAUCCACCUUUCACCUGAGCCAUGCAAAACUGUGUUAAAGUUGGAGAUGCAGAAGAUUAGAACAUCCAUAACAUCAAGGAAUAACACUUGAGAAGAUGCCGGUAUAGAAACCUAAUCUGGGUCUGUUAUACCUGGAGAGAACUAUCUGUAAACAUUCCCAUUCAUCUUAAUAGCACUUAUAGUUUUCUCCUGCAUCAGGAACUCUUGGAUCUUCCAGAUAUCGUGCUCUAUACACGAAAAUCUGACUCUAAAACUGAAUUCUGUAUGGUAGACUAGAAGGAACUUUGGACCUAAACAUUGCUGGUUAAUGGUCAUCUUGUUGCUGAUUGCCCAGUUGAAGUACUAUAAGCAGGUCAUGUUGAACACAUUUUGAACUAUGGAAAGUGCGCCUACUUCAGGAAUAAGUUUGAGCUGCACAUUCUGUCACAUGACUGAUCACUUAGGAGAGG